AUGGCGGACGGCAUCUUGCUCCUCGGCUCCGACUUGGGCUUCGGCAUGAACGCGUUCGUGGGCGGCCUCGUGGGGCUGCACAUGUUGGCGCUGUUCUACUGGCUCGUCAAGUUCCUGCAAGAAAGCUCCAAGACGGCCAAGCACGCUUCGAUCAAGAAGCGCCAGUGA
Messenger RNA from Phytophthora sojae, 168 nucleotides. RefSeq lists its product as hypothetical. Lineage: Eukaryota; Oomycota; Peronosporomycetes; Peronosporales; Peronosporaceae. The transcript has 2 exons. The record is from RefSeq and is a predicted model, not a curated record. Bases 1 to 168 code for a protein of 55 amino acids.